AUCUUGACUACAACAGCGCAGAAGUCACGGGCUACAGGUGCGGCAGUGUAACUGUUUACAUGGCAUUGAAGUUUAACUCCAUUACCAAAGAAAAAGAUGUGAUUGCAAGAAUUCGCACUGCUGUAGAGAAUGGGACUACAGGAGGUUUUACAUUUAAUGUCUCAUCAAUAACUGGGACAAGAAUUCCUCCCGAAAAAGCCACAACAGUGCCAACCUCGCCUACCGGCUCACCUGGAGGGUUAAAGUUGUGGAUGAUUAUCCUCAUCGUGGUUUUGGUGCUACUUUCUGUUGUUUUGGUUGGAAACAUGUGUUGCUGGUGCUUCAGCACAACGAUUUGUAUUGUUGUCGUCAUUCGAUUUAUCCGUAAAUGUAUAUGCAAGGAAAAUCAGGAUUCAAAGGAAGUCCACACUAAUGAAUGCCAAGACACGGAGAGGGAUAGGGGUUAUGCCUCAGUCGACCACCAGUAUGCGGGUCCUAAUGCCAACUAUCGAGCCUUCAAUCCAUCUUCUUCGCCUCCAGCAAUUUAUGAAAUUGCCAAUAGGGAGUCUGAGGGAAGAAGAGGACGUGGAGCAAGUGCACCGAAUGAGCCACUCCCAGAAUACGCAGUGGUCGAUAAAACCAAGAAGAAAAAGAGGACACCUACACCUGGUGAGCUUCAGUAUGCUGAACUUGGUGACCUGACGGGUCGUGGAAAGAAGGCAACACUACCACCUGUUAGUGGUACGAGUACUGUGUAUGCAGAAGUUAAUUAG
Messenger RNA from Stylophora pistillata, 752 nucleotides. Its product is annotated as protein CEPU-1. Gene Ontology annotation, biological process: homophilic cell-cell adhesion; synapse organization. Gene Ontology annotation, molecular function: axon guidance receptor activity. Gene Ontology annotation, cellular component: neuronal cell body; plasma membrane; axon. The record is from RefSeq and is a predicted model, not a curated record. Lineage: Eukaryota; Metazoa; Cnidaria; Anthozoa; Scleractinia; Pocilloporidae.